AUGAGAUCAAUAACUUUUGGUCCAACCAGCUAUUUUGAGUCGAGUCUCAACAGAAAUGAAGAUGAAAAUGAAGAGGAUAUCCAAAAUAAUUAGCAUACUUCAUAAGAAAGGAUCUAAUCGUAGGGUCAUGUUAGUUCCUCCUCUCAGACAACACAAAGAUCUAACGAGGUAGUGUUUUAUUCAUGUGACAAUCUAAUAAGAGAAAGUUUGGUUGCUUACAGAUAUAAAGUUCUUCAUAAAAAAUUGAGAAGUACCAAUGCUAAGAUAGAUUAGAAAGCCCUGCACUAUAGAGGUGUAUCAUCAUGGCUAGCCUUAGAAACAAGACACUAAUUCAUUGAAACUGGCAUACUCAGAAAUGCUAGAGAAAGGAGUGAAAAAUUUAAGGUUAUGUUAUCAAACUAGAUGAAAGAGACCAUUGAAAGUAAAAUAGAAAUAAAAAACGACGAGAUAAGUCCAGAGGUCUAUAAACUUUUGAUUCAAUGGAUUUAUGUUGGAGAAUGUGAACUUCCUGAGCAAGUAUAAGAAUUAAUAUAACUGCUGAAACUGACUGAUGAAUAUCUGCUCCCUGAUUUGUAGAAAGUAUGUGAAGAGUAAAUAGUAGACCAUAUGGAUUGCUAAAGUGCGGUAGACAUCCUCACAAAUACUUAGAUGGUUUUUCCUGAAGUAUGUGAUGCUCCCAUUAGAGAUGCAGCUAAGACAGUGUUAUUGGAUGACUAUGAUAAGAUAGAGGAAAUUUAUCCUGAUAUUGAGGAGAGAAUUUCUAAAGUGAAGGGUUUAAUGUCAGAAAUAUUUUAACAUAAAAGAAAGCGAAAGACAUCCCAUCGAAAAAGGAAAGGAUCAGUUCUGGGUGAAGACUCUCAUAAAAAGAAGGUGAGAUUCAACAUAUCAAACACUAUAUAUGAAGAGGCUUCGGCUAUCCAUGAUGAAAGUGACUCGCUAAUAGAACCUCUGAGUAUUUAUAGCAACAGCUCUCCCCCAGGAGAAUUAAACGAUGAUAUCAUGGUCAGCUCUACUCAUUCUAGUCUUCAUGCUCUAAGUUACGAAAGAAGACACAGCGGCUCACAUGCUAACUCUUAGUAAUUAAGUUCUUUGAUCACAGGGUCAAAUCAUGCCCAUCGUAAUCGUCCUCACAUUGGUAAUCUCAGCUCAGAGUAAAGAAGGUCUCAUGAAAUAAGCAAUGAAGUUUAGAUGCCUACUAGGGUAGUGAUGUCUCCAACAUCUACAAGAGGUUUAAGGCCUGGGAGUGCUGGAAGAAAUGAUAAUAAUAAUCUUUAAACAUUUAGGAGCAAUUCAACAACUGUCCUGAUGAACAAUGAUACAGAUAAUCAAACUAAUUAGCCUCAACGAACUUAGACACAGUAGAGUCUGUUUGGAAGAAACAAUAGUGAUCGCUUUAACUCUUUAAUCUGA
Molecule: messenger RNA, 1410 nt
Organism: Stylonychia lemnae
Lineage: Eukaryota; Ciliophora; Spirotrichea; Sporadotrichida; Oxytrichidae
Source: the annotation of a GenBank genome assembly